This is a messenger RNA of Aspergillus pseudoviridinutans, 744 nucleotides long. RefSeq lists its product as uncharacterized. NCBI's taxonomy places the organism in Eukaryota, Fungi, Ascomycota, Eurotiomycetes, Eurotiales, Aspergillaceae. Bases 1 to 744 code for a protein of 247 amino acids. The transcript has a single exon. The record is from RefSeq and is a predicted model, not a curated record.
AUGGACACAACAGAGGACCAAAAAGAAACACUUCAUUCAUUAUGUGGUCGCACAAUUGUCCGAAUCAGCAACAAUCUUGUUGUGAAAUCUGGCAAUAUUCGGUCCCAUGAAGCGCAAACACUUCGUUUCAUUGCAGCAAACACGACAAUCCCUGUACCCAAAGUUCAUGAUAUCCGUUGGCAAGAUGGCCAAGCUGAGUCUAUUGUGAUGGACUACAUGCCUGGCAAGCGGCUCGACGAAGCAUGGCCUAGUUUGGAUUCCAAUCAGAAGCUCUCUAUUGCCGACGAACUUCAUUCCUAUAUAAACCAGCUUCGCAACUUGAAAGGUGACUACAUCGGGGCCGUUGAUCGGGGGAAGGCUAUAAUUGGACAGUUUUCAUCAAUUGAAGGCGGUCCAUUUGAUUCCGAGCAGCAGUUCAAUGAGUUCAUCCUAGGCGAUAUCGUGCCAUCGGCACCGGAUAUACUGCGCCAUUACGCCAAAUUUGCGCUUCUGGAUGACCAUCGCAUUGUGUUUACGCAUGCUGAUUUCGCUCCGAGGAAUAUCCUUGUCGAGGAAGGCCGUGUCACUGCUAUCCUGGAUUGGAAAUAUGCAGGCUGGUAUCCAGAAUACUGGGAAUAUGUCCAGGCGCUUCGGCAGCUGAGGCCGAUGAAGGACUGGCCGGAGUAUCUAGGGCGGAUUCUUCCACCUCAAUAUGAGAGAGAAUACAUAGGCAUGUCUUUUCUGGAACGGCUUUUGCGGCACUAG